Messenger RNA from Ictalurus furcatus (blue catfish), 1604 nucleotides. It is a transcript of the gene smtnl1, whose product is annotated as smoothelin-like 1. The record is from RefSeq and is a predicted model, not a curated record. The coding region runs from base 117 to 1409 and encodes 430 amino acids. The transcript is spliced from 5 exons. Gene Ontology annotation, molecular function: protein binding. Lineage: Eukaryota; Metazoa; Chordata; Actinopteri; Siluriformes; Ictaluridae. Gene Ontology annotation, cellular component: filamentous actin; microtubule organizing center. Gene Ontology annotation, biological process: actin cytoskeleton organization.
AGAGAUAGAGGCAGUUUGAGGACUGCAAAGGCGGAAGACAGAAGAAAAAAAACAAAGCCAGAGAGAGAGAGAGAGAGAGAGAGCGCUUGUUCUGAUCUUGUAAUAAUUUUGAAGAAAUGGACAGUUCUGCACUGGCCAGUGAGAUGGAGGAAGAGAAGAGCACGGAUGCCACAGGAGAACCCCAUGAGGAAGACAGACAUGGUGGACAGGACACAGAGCCUUCGAGUGGAGCCAGUGACGCCGCAGGAAGGACUAACGAGGAGCACGGAGAAGAAGAGCCAAAUCCACAAGCCACCAAACGAGAAAGUGACGCUGAGGGUGAGGGUGAGGGUGAGAGGAACGGAAACACGGAUGGAGAGAAAGAGAUUGAAACACAAGAAGAAAAGAAAGAGAGUGAUGAAAAGGGAAAAGGGAUCAACACAAACGAAACAGGAAACGACGAAGAACUCAAGGAGAAUAAAGAGAGUGCUGGUGAGCAGGGAAAAGGGAGCAGCGCAGCUGAAAUUAAACCUGAUGAAAAGUGUGUAAAAGAAGAGAAAACAGAAGAGAAAGAGAAGAUCGCUGAGUCUGAAACCCUGGCUCCAAAGGCAGCGGAGAUGGAAAUAAAGGCCAAAGGUGAAGCGAAGGCUGAGGUAAAGAAAGCAAGCACCAGAGAUAAACAAGAGAAGUCUAAAGGAAAGAGCACACCUUCUUCCUCUGUUCCAAGACCUUCCAUGCAGAUGUCUUCUCGUCAGAGGAGCGCCAGGCCAUCAGCCAGAAGAGAAGCCAUGGCAAAGUUCCAACAAGAACCGACUCCAGGGGUUCGCAACUUUAAGGUUCAGAAGACAUCCGUAGGCGUGUCUGUUGGGACGUCAAUCAAACAGAAAAUCCUCCACUGGUGUAGCAGCAAAACACGGGGCUACGAGGGUGUUUCCAUAGAGAACUUUUCCUCGUCCUGGGGUGACGGCCUGGCCUUCUGUGCACUUCUUCACCGCUUCUUCCCCUCCGCAUUUGACUUCUCGUCCCUCAAAGCCAGCGAGCGAGAGAAGAACUUCACCCUGGCCUUCAGCACGGCAGAAUCACUAGCUGGCUGCUGCCCUCUCCUGGAUGUAUCAGAUAUGGUGCUAAUGGGGAACAAACCAGACCCUUUCAGUGUAUUCACCUACGUUCAGUCCCUCUGCCAGCACCUCUCCAAAAUUGAGCAAGAGAGGAGGGAGCAAAAGAAGGCAGAGGAAAGCAAGAAUCAGGGUGAGGCUGGAAACAAGGUCGAACGAGGAGAGGAAGCAGAGGACGCGGACGAACAGAAGACAGGAGAAGAACAAGAGAACGCUGCUGAGGAAGAAGAAAGAGAAGGAGAGGGGACUGCAGAUGAAGAGACAGGUGGCACUGAAGAAGAAAGCAGCGUGCAGGUGGAGACGGAUCAAAUCUAGCAGCCCAGGUUUAAAUAAUAUUAAAUAAAACAUUUUAGAAACACACUCCACCUAUAAGAUAUUUCUCACAGUAUGAAUCAUUUUCUGGUGAAUAUGUUUUGCAAAGAUUGUUGACUGUGUUAUUCUGGCAUUUAAUGAUAUAUCUAUUUUUUUUAUAUAUAUAUAUAUGCAAAUAAAAACUCAUAUUCUAAUACA